GUUUAUAAAAGACAGAGGAAAGAUAAUUGUACAAAAACUAAGCUAAAUUUCCCCAAUAUUAUGGCAAAUAAAGAAUGUGUCCUCGAAGCAAGCGUUACAGAACGUGAAAGUCCUGAUUUGAAUGUUCCAAAAUGUUGGGAAAAUGUGGAAAAAUUUGAGCGUGAUGACUCGAGACACGAAGGGAAGAAGCAGAAUGAUUUUGAUAAAACCUUUACUCAAGAACCUUGUAAAGAGUUCUUGGAAAGAAAAAGUGAUGAUUUGUUUGCAAAUGUUCCAGAACUUAAAGCAAACUUUGUUAUUGAAAACAAAAUAGGAGAAGGUACAUUUAGCGAUGUUUAUUUGGCUAGCCUUGUGAAAUAUCCAGAUGAAAAGUUUGCUUUAAAACACAUCAUUCCAACAAGUUCUCCUGACAGAGUGGAAAGGGAAAUUCGAUGCUUACAGGAAAUGGGUGGAAAGAAUAAUGUGAUUGGUUAUAAAGGAACCAUCAGACAUUGUGACCAUAAUGUCAUUAUUUUGCCUUAUUUUCCCCAUGAUAGAUUUCAGGAUUAUCUUCAUUCAAUGACAGUGUCAAGUAUUCAAGACUAUAUUAAGAAUCUCCUGCUAGCUUUGAAGCAUAUCCAUAGCUUCUCUAUUAUCCACAGAGAUAUUAAACCUGGCAACUUUCUUCACUGUAGAAAAUCUGGAAGAUACAAUUUGGUUGACUUUGGGUUGGCAAUGCAUGAACCUGGUUCUCGCAAUGCAUGGGAUAUUGAAAAGAAAAAUGGUAAAUAUUCGAAAUCCUCAAACGUGAAAAACGCAAGACAACUAUCACCAGAAAGCAUCAGCAAGAAUAGUCAAGUACCUAAAAAGCCAAGGACAAGCCCAAGAGUGGCGGUGACCUCACACAAGCUUGCUCGUCAAGCAAACGGUGUCGUGAAGUCAACAGUGAAGGAGACAGCAAAGCCUUCUGUCGAAAAUAGUGGCAGUAAGGAUGUUGAAACAAGCGCCAAGCAAAAAAAUCGAGCCGUGAGAUUCGUGUCACCGAGCGAGCAAGAGAAAAAACUCGAUGGAAAAUCUUUGCCGCUUUCAUCCAAGAUGGCUACAGGAUUAUGUCAAACAAAACACAAGACGUAUGAAAUAUGCACUCUCUGUAUUAAAAGAGUUGCUCAAAGUGCCCCAAGAGCUGGUACAUCUGGCUUCCGUGCUCCUGAAGUUUUACUGAAACAUCCCGAGCAGACAACGGCUGUCGACGUGUGGUCGGCUGGAAUAAUAUUUUUGUGUCUUCUGAGUGGUAAAUAUCCAUUUUUUCGAUGUGCGGAUGACAUGACAGCCUUGGCUCAAAUCAUUACCGUGUUUGGUAAGCAACGUGUUAUGGAGAGCACUAAACAUCUAGGCAAAUACAUGGUUUGCAACAGCAUUUCACCAGGCUAUGAACUCAAAAAACUUUGCCAGAAAUUGCGCUCGGCAAAGCAGCAAAAAGAAAAUGAAGAAAUCUCUACGAAAUGUUGCAAUUCAUGUAGCAAACUUCUACCAAAGAACGAACCUUCUUCUCCGGCAUCAAAUUUAAGAAGAACUAGUUUACAUGCAAGUCCAAAAACUACAGGUGUUGAAAGCAAUACAAAAGACACUUUAUCAACAAAAAACUCCAAGAUUGGAGAAAGCGAUAAGUCUCAUUCUCGUACCGUUGACCGAGAUAAAAAAGUCCUGCAAGUUUCUCCUCUUCAACAAAAUCCUACCAAUGGUCUGUUGUCAUCUUCCCAAACUGAUUCACUGAAAUCCAGUAAGACCAAACCAAGUGAAAACUUGAGAAAUGGUCAUGUAGGGAACGAUGACAAAGUUCCUAAUACUGCUGUUAGAACACAUGCUUCAAAAGGGGAAUCAAAAGUUCGGUUAAUGUCGGAAGGUUCACGUGAUCAGACGGGUGAACCCAUUCGAGAACAUCUCGAUGGAAGCCGCUGUACAUGUGAUUGUGGCUCGUGUUCACGGUAUGUGCCGGCAUCGGCAUAUGAUCUACUGGAGAGGUGUCUAGAUUUAAACCCUGCGACUAGAAUAACAGCAAACGAGGCUUUGAAUCAUACUUUUCUUCAGGAUAGAAAGAGCUUGGGGAUGUCUCCGCAACCAGAGAGCUAAAUGAUAUUAUGAAUGACAAUGAUAAUUAUUUCAAAACACUUAAUAAACAUCACCUAAUGUAGAAAUUGAAUCGUUUUUUGGACUGACUGUUACAUAUUAUAUGCACACAUAACUAUAGCUGACAAUGAUUUCAGGUCAGUAGCAUGAAUGAGUUCAGGUCUGCAAGAUGAAUGCUUUCCUACAUGCAACUAUUAAGAACUCCAUCCGAGUUAUUCGGAAAAGCUAACCAGAAAACGUGCUUACAUUUAAACAAGUGAAUUAAUGGAGAAAUCUCUAUAAUUGAAAUUGUAUUUAAUUAUUACUGAAAAUAAAACUGGGGUUUAAAGAGAGUAUAAGCAAGGAAUGUAAUGUGAC
Molecule: messenger RNA, 2463 nt
Organism: Dendronephthya gigantea
Lineage: Eukaryota; Metazoa; Cnidaria; Anthozoa; Malacalcyonacea; Nephtheidae
Product: cell division cycle 7-related protein kinase-like
Exons: 10
Coding region: 61-2109 (682 amino acids)
Biological process (GO): mitotic DNA damage checkpoint signaling; protein phosphorylation
Cellular component (GO): nucleus
Molecular function (GO): protein serine/threonine kinase activity; ATP binding
Source: RefSeq, a predicted model, not a curated record